AUGAUAGUCAGAUCGAUUGCCGUUGUUGCAUUAUCGCUUCAAGGUACCGCUUUCACAAAUCCUCAAUGUAGUCACCGCAGCUCGUUGAAUGAAGAGAAGGGUAUUGGAGGCAAAUCAAGAAAUCUGAGCGAAGAACUGUAUUCUAUGGAGAAGGGAAAUGGGGAUACCGAGUAUCAACUAGCUGAAGAUUUUGAAGGCCAGAAUAAUGGUGCAAAUGGGAUAGAAAUGAAUGGAUUCAUGCCGCAGCCAGCUGCUCCACAUAUGGAAUUGUCGGAAGCUGACAGCGAAGAAGAGGAGGUUGAGAUUGAUGAACGUCAACUAUUUGAUGAAGACAACAUGAGAAAGGCAGUUCAAGAAGCUCAGGCCUACGGAGGAGAGCUUGGAUCUCGUUCUUCGUACCCAAACCCAACAACUGGAGCUAUUUUGGUGGCCGAGGAUGGAACUGUUUUGGCCCGAGGACACUCGGAUUACAUGCGAGAUGCCGUUCAAGCUGUCAUGGAGGAUGCUGGACUAGAUGUCUCACCUUUGAAUGAGUGGUGUGUCAAGUGGCCAAGUUCGGACAAACUCCGUAAGUCUCUGAGGGACGCCACUUUAUAUCUGACAUUGGAGCCAACUUGCGAACGAAAAGGUCAAGCACUACCUCCAGUGACUCAGUUGAUCGAGCUCAGUGGCGUUCAGCGAGUCGUGAUUGGCUCUCCAGAUCCUAUUCCAGAAUUGUCAUCUAAGGGCGCUGGUGCUCUACAUUCUGCUGGAAUCGAGGUCAAGAUGGGAUCUGUACUAUUGGAUGACUGCAACAGCCUGGUCGAACGAUACUCUGAGAGGGUGAACGAGAAGUUUCAGAGACUCGCACGAAAGCACUACAAACAAUUCCAAAAGCCUUUUGGAUUUCUCCAUUGCAGUGUUGUUGAUAGUGAUAACUUGGAAGCUUUUGCACGGCAUGGAAAUGCCUUCGGAAAGACGUUUGAUGGAAACAACCUCUCGUUCCGAGAGUUUGGAGCCUAUGAGAUUGCUCCGCCUCCUGAAGUAAUUUGGGCCGAGGAUCGAGAGGAGGUCGAUGAUAGCGAAUUUGAGACUGUGACAGACGACUUCUUUUCCCUCGACUUUGAAGGCGAAGACUUCCAAGAAGAACUUGAUGGAAGUCCAAUGAUGCCGUGGUACAACGAAGUUGAUGCUGUUGUUGCAACCUUUCCUAGACCAGGCAAUGGACUAGGCGAUGAUGAUUCCGUCUCUUCAAGGUUGAACGGUUUAAAGUGGCUGGCAACUCAUGGCUCGCAGUUGCGGGCUGGAGUCGAACGUAUCCUUGUUAUGGAUGCUACAGAUCUGCCAGAUCUUCCUCUGUCGAACGAUGAUCCCAACCUACCAAAGGGUGUGGAUGUCGAGAGCUUCUGGAGAGGCAAAGAUAGGAAGCCAACACGAGUCUUACUUCGAAGAGGACGAAGUGCACAAGCUCAGGCAGCGGCAAAGGCGGCAGCAGAAGCUGCUGGAGCAGCAGCCAAGGCUGCACUUGCUGCCAAGGAAGCCAUCGAAACAGGAGAUGCUGAGAGUGCUGCUGAAGCGGCUAUUGAAUGCCAACAGGCAGCAGCCGCAGCAACGGAACUCGCUCAAAAGGAACUAAUGGGUGCUUUGGAAUUGAAGCAAAAACUGGUUAACUUGGGUGCAAAGGUGGAAACUCUAAGCGGUGGAGAACCAAUCGAUGUUAUGAAACAUUUGGGCAAACGCAAUGGAUACACGUCUGUAGUCUGGAGAGCUGGAUGUUGGGGAAAUAGAGGUGUUCAAUCAAUCUUGGCAGGAGCCUUCCAAUGGGUUUCGGCGCACAUUGCAGUGGACGCAUCCGGUGGCAAAUUUUGGCAACUCAUGCUCGCCGAGCGAGCUGUUCAAGGUGCCUGUGGUCAUGAAAGCAAGGUGAAGGUCUUUGCUGGUCAAGAAGACAUCAGCAUGGAAUACUGCGACGAACCUGAAGCGGAUGGCGAUUGUGUCGUGUCGGUCAGUGGAAAGCCCGUUCGCCAUGUGCGUCUUGAUUGUCGUGUGGCGUUGAUGGAUCCCGACCGACCGCGAGAGACCGUCCUGCACAAAACCGCCAAGCUUAAUAAGAAGAUUAUUGAGGAGGACGCACCAUGGUUCCUAUAA
This is a messenger RNA of Cylindrotheca closterium, 2127 nucleotides long. The record is from the annotation of a GenBank genome assembly. NCBI's taxonomy places the organism in Eukaryota, Bacillariophyta, Bacillariophyceae, Bacillariales, Bacillariaceae.